Triplophysa rosa is the source of this 2374-nucleotide messenger RNA. RefSeq names its product C-type mannose receptor 2. The record is from RefSeq and is a predicted model, not a curated record. Lineage: Eukaryota; Metazoa; Chordata; Actinopteri; Cypriniformes; Nemacheilidae. The transcript has 8 exons. Bases 779 to 2374 code for a protein of 531 amino acids.
GAAUGAAGUCUGAAACUAAAACAGCAAACAGGAGCAGAGACAAGCUUUCAAACCCAAAGCUAUGUUGCCACUGCUUCUUUUAUCGGGGUUUAUCGCCUUGACCUUGUGUGUUCCACGUCAGUAUAUCUUUGUGAAUGAGAACAAGACAUGGACAGAAGCUCAGAGCUACUGUAGAGAUAAAUACACUGAUCUGGUCACCACUGAAAAUGAAAAAGAGACGGUGCAGUUACUCAACACAGUGAAUGAAUAUAACUCCAUUGAUCUGGCCUGGAUUGGACUCUAUGAUGAUCUGGACAGUUGGAAAUGGACUCUAGAGGACAGUGAUUUCUUCAGUCAGGGACAGAAACAGUUCAGGAACUGGUAUAAGGAAGAGCAAGGGAAUUAUGGAGAACAGAAUCUGUGUGUGUACAUGUAUGCAUACAAUGGGAUAUGGUAUACAGCAAGUUGCUACUACACAUUAUCUUUUAUCUGCUAUGACGGAAGACAGAAUGCCAGCACUAGUUAUGUUUAGGUUUAUCACAACAAAAACUGGUCUGAAGCUCAGAGAUACUGAAGAAAAAAUCACACAGACCUUGUCAGUAUCAGAAAUGAAGCUGAAAACCAGAAGAUCCAAUAUUCAAUCAAGAAUUACUAUUACGGGGCUGUUUGGAUUGGUCUUCUGUACAGAACUAGAUCUUGGUCAGAUCAGAGUAACUCUACAUUCAGUAACUGGAGGUCAGGAGAGCCGAAUAAUGCUGGAAACAAUCGAGACUGCACUGCUGUGUCAUUCAGUGACUCAAUGUGGACGGAUGAAAACUGCAAUUAUCAGUUACCUUUCAUUUGCUACAGUGUGUCCUCUGUGGCAUCAUCCCGUCAGUAUCACUUUAUCUCAGUGAAUAAGAGCUGGUCUGAAGCUCAGACAUACUGCAGACAGAAUUACACUGAUCUGGCCACCAUUGAUAACAUGACAGAGAUGAACAGUGUGAUGAACACAGUUAAUGGGAGUUACAAUGGCUCAGCCUGGAUUGGACUAUAUGAUGAUGUCAACAGCUGGAGAUGGUCACUGGAUGAUGAUGAUUUCUAUCAGGAAGGAGAGAGAGAAUUCAGAAACUGGUAUCAUCAACCAGACAACUAUGAUGGAAAUGAGCUGUGUGUUUAUAUGAAUUAUGAUGGCAAAUGGUUUGAUUCAUCAUGUGACUACACGCUGCCAUUUGUUUGCUAUAACAGAAACAAUAACACACACAGUUACAUCGGAAUUUAUGACAGAAGAAGCUGGACAGAAGCUCAGAGAUACUGCAGACAAUAUUACACAGAUCUUGCUAAUGUGAGAAACCAGACAGAGAAUCAGAAGAUCCUGGAGAGUACAGGUGGUCAAGUCUGGAUCGGUCUGUACAGGAACAGGAUUUGGUCAAAUGGUCAAAAUACCAAAUAUCUAAACUGGAGACCAGAAACUCCAUAUUCACACCCACAACCAGAUAAUGGUUAUUCUGUUUACGGCGAGUGGGGUAACCAGCACUGCACUGCUGUGUCAUUGAGACAUUCAGGCAGAUGGACAGAUGAGAACUGCUUAUCCAACAGACCCUUCAUCUGCUACAGCAGAAACUGCACACAAUCAUCAUGCAGUCCCCGUCAGUAUCACUUUAUCUCAGUGAAUAAGAGCUGGUCUGAAGCUCAGACAUACUGCAGACAGAAUUACACUGAUCUGGCCACCAUUGAUAACAUGACAGAGAUGAACAGUGUGAUGAACACAGUUAAUGGGAGUUACGAUGGCUCAGCCUGGAUUGGACUGUAUGAUGAUGUCAACAGCUGGAGAUGGUCACUGGAUGAUGAUGAUUUCUAUCAGGAAGGAGAGAGAGAAUUCAGAAACUGGUAUCAUGAACCGGACAACUACAGAGGAAAUGAGCUGUGUGUUUAUAUGUGGAGAGAUGGAAGCUGGUUUGAUUCAUCUUGUGACAAUUCGUUUCCAUUUGUUUGCUAUGAUGGACGAGGAAACACCUCCCAGAGGUAUAUUUGGGUGAAUCAGCACCAGUCCUGGAGUGAAGCUCAGAGAUACUGCAGAGAGUUUUACACAGAUCUGGCCAUCGUGAGAAAUGAAACAGAACAUCAACAGAUACUGAACGUUACAGAUUCUAAUGAUUAUUAUGGGUGGAUUGGUCUGUACAGAAACAGACUGUGGUCAGAUCAGAGCAACUCUUCCUUCACAUACUGGCUGCCAGGGACGCAAUAUGUUUAUCCACAACCAGAUAAUGGUAUAAAUACCCCAGGACUGCAGGGAACUCAACAUUGUACGGCUGUGUCUUUACAAUCUUUUGGCCAGUGGACAGAUGAGAGCUGCUUUGAGCGUUUGCCUUUCUUCUGUUAUGGAGGUGAGAUCCUCCUCCCUUCCAGAUCUUAA